Messenger RNA from Psilocybe cubensis, 972 nucleotides. RefSeq lists its product as uncharacterized. The record is from RefSeq and is a predicted model, not a curated record. Gene Ontology annotation, biological process: isoprenoid biosynthetic process. The coding region runs from base 1 to 972 and encodes 323 amino acids. Gene Ontology annotation, molecular function: prenyltransferase activity. NCBI's taxonomy places the organism in Eukaryota, Fungi, Basidiomycota, Agaricomycetes, Agaricales, Agrocybaceae. The transcript has 9 exons.
AUGUCUUAUUAUGAUAAUAUCUUAGAUGUGCUCUCUAAGGAGCCAGUCUGGUCGCUAGAGAAUGAACAGGCCAUACUAGAACCGUUUACAUACAUUACCUCUAAUCCAGGCAAAGAAAUACGCGGGAAACUCAUCGAGGCAUUCAACAUAUGGCUAAAAGUCCCCAGCGACAAACUGCAAGUCAUUGCCAAAAUCGUAAACAUGCUCCACGCAGCCAGUCUCAUGGUCGAUGAUAUAGAGGAUGACUCCCAAUUGAGAAGAGGGACACCCGUGACACACAAGAUCUAUGGCAUCCCUCAGACAAUCAAUACAGCCAACUACGUGUACUUUCUAGCCUAUCAAGAACUCUUUGCCCUUCGCGGAUCCGAGACUUCAGAUCCACCUCGACAACCUCUUGAUGCGUUGGUUACUACGGAACUGCUAUCGCUGCAUCGCGGACAAGGUUUGGAGAUACUUUGGCGUGACUCGCUCCAAUGUCCCUCCGAGGAAGAGUAUGUCAGAAUGGUCAACAACAAAACCGGUGGCCUACUCCGUAUAGGGAUUAAACUCAUGAUGGCAUGCUGCACGACGAACGUGGAUGUUGACUAUGUGCCCCUGGUCAAUCUAAUAGGAGUUUACUUCCAAAUCCGCGACGAUUUAAUGAACCUGCAGAGCACAGAGUACACGUCAAACAAGGGUUUCGCCGAAGACUUGUCAGAAGGAAAGUUCUCCUUUCCAGUUGUUCAUGGAAUCCAUGCGGACAAGUCGAAUCGCCAAGUACUCAACGUGCUCCAAAAACGGCCCACAACGCCGACAUUGAAGAUCCACACCAUCAGCUAUCUCAAGAAUGUCACCAAGUCAUUUGACUACACGCUAUCUGUGAUGGCGAACCUUGAAGCUCAAACUAGAGCAGAAAUAUCGAGACUAGGGGGCAACAAAGGUCUAGAGGCCAUCAUGGACUUGCUGCAUGUGGAUGCAAGCAAGUUUUCAUGA